Mya arenaria is the source of this 5489-nucleotide messenger RNA. RefSeq names its product lysosomal alpha-glucosidase-like. The transcript is spliced from 21 exons. NCBI's taxonomy places the organism in Eukaryota, Metazoa, Mollusca, Bivalvia, Myida, Myidae. Gene Ontology annotation, molecular function: alpha-1,4-glucosidase activity; carbohydrate binding. The record is from RefSeq and is a predicted model, not a curated record. Bases 256 to 3219 code for a protein of 987 amino acids. Gene Ontology annotation, biological process: carbohydrate metabolic process.
ACAACUCGGCCAUCUCCGACAAGCUUCGAUCUGUUGGAUACUGGCCGAGGUGUUCCGAUUGUUGAAAAGUCCUCUAAAAAAAGUGUUGACUGUUGCCUGCUACCAUUUGUCAAACAGUCUGUACGUUUCGGAACAGCACAUCUUCAAUGCAAGUUGCAGACCUCUCAAAUAAUUUGCACAGAUAGGUCAGUUUUUGCUUCACUACACAAUUAAGAAGAUUAUGCUUCAGAUAUAAGCUGAAGACAGACAAAUAGAAUGGCAAAAGUGACAUUUUCAGGAGUGAUAAUUUUCAUUUUGUUGAUGACAAUUGCUCUCUUUGGACUGAAUGCAAUAGUUGGCAAAGACUUUCGUUAUAUGUCGGAGACAUCUCAUUCUACAAGUGACAGGAGAGAACAGUUGGGUGAGUCUCUAAAUGCUCACAUGAUUGUAGUUGAAACGAAACGAUUUUUUUUUGAAAAUGUAUUUAGAGUUGGGCAAGAAGAAAAUUAUAGAAAGAUAAGUAGUUUCCAACUGACGGAUGUUUUGAUUGAAGACGGAAAGCACCAACUGAAGUCCAGUUCUAAAGUGAAAAUUGAAACUGAUCGUCUUGCUACAAAGUCUUGUUCAAUUCCGAAUCCAGCUCAACGUUUUGACUGUCAUCCAGAAGUCAAUGGAACAAGAGAAAUCUGUGAGAUGCGAGGAUGUUGCUGGCAGGAAACUAAGCUCAGAGUAAAGCCCCUCAUUGCCAUUAACUACACAGAUACACAGACACCUGUGGACAUCCCCUUUUGCUUCUACCCACUAGACUUCCCUGGGUACACUGUGGCUGCUGUGAAGGAAACCGACCUGGGUGUUUCCCUGGAUCUUCAUACAGACCACCAGUUUUAUUACCCAAGAACUGUUAUGAACCUGAGAGUUGAUGUCAUGUUGGAAACAGAUGCAAGAUUGCAUGUGAAGAUCUAUGAUGCAGACAAUUCUAGAUAUGAAGUGCCAUUACCAGUUCCUAAAGUGUCAAAGGCAGCAGCGUCUACAAGAUAUAUGGUGACAACCAGUGGGAAAGAUGAACCUUUCACCAUCACUGUGGACAGAAUAGGAGGAGGCAAAUCUGUAUUUGAUAUGAGAAAGGCAGCUCCACUUGUCUUCACAGAUCAGUUCCUGCAAUUGUCAAGCGUGUUGCCGUCAAGCUACAUGAUGGGCCUCGGAGAACAUCGCAUGGACCUCAUGCAGAACCUCAACUGGACCCGACACACCAUGUGGAACAUUGACCAGUACCCAAGGGAGGAUGUUGACAUGUAUGGGAGCCAUCCUUUCUACCUGGUAAUGGAGGAGGGGGGCAGGGCUAGUGGUUUCUUCCUUCUCAACAGUAAUGCCAUGGACGUGGUUUUGCAGCCAUACCCAGCAGUUACUUGGAAGACAAUAGGAGGAAUCCUGGAUUUCUAUGUGUUUAUUGGAGACAACCCAGCUGAUGUCAUAUUUGAGUACACAAAGGUCAUUGGGCGCACAUUUAUGCCUCCAUAUUGGGGUUUGGGCUUCCAUGUGUGCAGAUUUGGAUACAAGAAUGUCAGUGACACUUUGAGGGUCACUAACAGGAUCAGACAGCUAGGCAUACCUCAGGAUGUCCAGUGGAAUGACAUUGACUAUGCCAUAGGAAGGAGGGAUUUUACCACAGACAAGAAGAUAUUUGGGGACCAGCCAGCAAUGGUGGAAGAGCUUCACAGCAGGGGCAUGCGAUACAUCAUUAUCACCGAUCCUGGCAUUGACCCAAGCCAGCCACCAGGCACCUACCCACCAUUUGAUGUUGGGAAAGAGAUGGACAUAUUCAUGAGAAACCACACUGGACAACUGUUUGUUGGCAAGGUGUGGACCGACGAGACAGUGUGGGUGGACUACAGUCACCCUCGAGCGGACAAAUACUGGACACAGAUGGUCACUGACUUCCAUAAGAAAGUCCCCAUUGAUGGACUCUGGAUUGACAUGAAUGAGGUGUCCAACUUUGUGGAUGGUUCCAGGCUGAACAGCCCGGGCUGCCCCAAUACCACGUAUGACCAUCCUCCAUUUGUUCCAGCUGUGAGAGGGGGGUACCUGUACAAGAAAACCAGCUGUCCGUCUUGUAGACAGUACAUCUCCCGUAACUACGACGUACACAACCUGUAUGGACUCAUGGAAACAAACUUGACAAACAGGGCCCUUCGAGCUGCAAGGUCAGGCAAGCGAGCAUUUGUUAUUUCAAGGUCAACAUUCGCAGGUCAAGGACAUUUUGGAGGCCAUUGGACUGGGGAUAAUAUAGGCACCUUCCAUGAUAUGUACAGAUCAAUAUCAGUGAUAUUACGGAUGGGCAUGUUUGGUAUCCCCAUGGUUGGAGCAGACAUUUGUGGGUUCCAGGGAAAUGCCACCUAUGAAAUGUGUCUGAGGUUCUACCAGCUCGGAGCUUUUUAUCCAUUUUCAAGAACUCACAACGACUUUAAAAGUAAUGACCAAGAUCCAGGGGCGUUUGACAGACACUUUGCAGACAUUGUGCGAGAGGCCUACCUUAUCCGCUACUCCAUGUUGCCAUUACUCUACACACUGUUCUACAACAGUCACAUCACCGGAGCACCGGUCGCCAGGGCAAUGUUUUAUGAGUUUCCCCAUGAUGCAGGCUGCUACCGUAUUGACACCCAGAUGAUGUGGGGGUCACAGCUGCUCAUUGUCCCUGUACUUCAAGAGAAAGCUAGAAAGGUAGUAGCGUACCUGCCAGCAGGGUCAUUAUGGUAUGACUUCUACAAUGGGGCCCGUUACCCCGGUACUGGAUCUUACAUCACCAUGGACGCACCUCUGUCAAAAAUCAACCUCCUUCUACAGGGGGGCUCCAUCAUUGCCCGACAGGACCCUGCACUAACAACCACCCAGAGUCGUCUGAAUGACUUCUCCCUAUGGGUAUGCGUUGGUGGGAAUGGAACGGCGAAAGGUUCGCUGUACUGGGACCAGGGAGACUCGUAUGACUUUGAAAGUGGCAUCUACAAUUACAUUGAAUUUCAACAAAAACAGAAUUCCCUGGAGUCUCAAGUGUUGAAAUCCAAGUACAAUGUGAAGAUGAUGUUGACGCAGGUCCAGUGGUAUGGGUUUCCCGCCCCACCCACACAGAUGACACUGAACGGUGUCACACAGCAACCACAGUAUGAUCCGAAAGAUCAGAUUCUAUAUGUGACCUUGAAUCCUCCCAUUGACCUUAAGACCCCGUUCUCUCUCACCUGGCAGUAACAGUAAAACACUGAUGUUGAAGUUGUCUGGAUGAAAUAUGUGUCUUCUUUGAGAAAAACCUCUGACAUUGUUAUGGAGUUUUUAUGAUAUGACAAUUGUAACUCAUUGUUGUGCUGUUAUCCAAUGUAACAGGUGAAGCUAUAGUUUCUUAAGCAUAACAAUAUUUGGAGGUUUCAUUUUAUGGGCUGGUUUGGUGCCUUAAGGUUUUUGCUGGACUGAAUCACUUAAAGUGUGUUUACGGUAAUUUUUUUUUUUUUGCUGAUAAGGAGCUUUUAAUUUUUUAUUUCAAGUUGACUGCGUGAUAUGAUUAUGUCUGAAGUUUAAGAAAAUGGUUGUGUGUUAAGUUAUCGGAAAGGAUUGUUUUCUUUUAUAUCUAUUUUAUUAUUUCUUUUACCAAAUUGUUGGAUAUUUAGUGCUUUAUUUGUAUGAUUGUUGUUGAAAUUAUUUUGCUAAAUAUUUGAGUGAAUGGAACCUCAGCCAGUAUUGAAAAUGAACACAAAGUUGAGGAAAAAUGAAAAAACAACAUGAAGCCAUUUGUGAUAUUUAUACUAGUUCACAGUAGUUGGAUAACAGAUGAUGAUGUAUAGUUGAAAACAAUAACUAAUUUACAUGUAUUAGUCUAUCUGCAUUGUAAUAUAUUAUUUUCAUUGUGUAUCACAUUGCUUUUUCCAUUUCUAGAUUAGCAUUAUUCAAUGAUACAAUCAAUGUAUUGCUAUAUAUGGUAAAUUAUAUAGAGUGUGAAACACCAUGUGACCAUGUUGUGUCUAUAUAUAGUAAGUGUGAAACACCAUGUGACCAUGUUGUGUCUAUAUAUAGCAAGUGUGAAACACCAUGUGACCAUGUUGUGUCUAUAUAUGGCAGGUGUGAAACACCAUGUGACCAUGUUGUGUCUAUAUAUGGCAAGUGUGAAACACCAUGUGACCAUGUUGUAUCUAUAUAUGGCAGGUGUGAAACACCAUGUGACCAUCUUGUGUCUAUAUAUGGCAAGUGUGAAACACCAUGUGACCAUGUUGUAUCUAUAUAUGGCAGGUGUGAAACACCAUGUCACCAUGUUUAUCUUUAUGUCAGUUUGCCUGCUCAUAUUCAGCUGAUUUUGCUACAUUUUACAAAUGUAAAUUAUAUUUACAUUGUUUUCAGACAUUAGACUAUUGGUCAGUGAGUUUGUUAAGUUUUAACAUUUUCAUGUAUUAAGAAUUUUGAUACAUUUUACAUAGUUAUAGACCUGUUAUUGUUAGUUUUAGCACCUAGUUUUUUUAUACGGACUGCAUACACCUAUGCAAAUUGAAUCUCAAUGUUUUAUUUUCUGAGUUUUGAAGAGUUAGACCUGUGAUAUUCUCUGUAUCAAUAAAUGUUAUUGUGGGAUCAUUUUAUUAUAAAGAUGAUUAAACACUGCAGCUCCCCUUUUUCUCCAUUUGAUUGUAAGGGUUUGUAUGUUUGUUUUUAAACUCACCUGAGCACAAGGUGAGCUAUUGCGAUAGGGUGAUUGUCCGUCUGUCUGUUUGCCAUCCGUCCGUUGUCAACAUUUUCCUUUAAGCAACUUUUCCUAAACCAAUGGGAUAACUUUACAGGAAUGUUCCUUGGGUUGUCCUCUUCCAGAUCCCUGUAAUAAAAAAGGUUUUUCCAUGCAGAACACUGGUUGCCAUGGCAACCAAAAGGAAAAGUUCUGAACAUUUGCUGGCCCGAUUUCAAAAUAAUUUCACAGAAAAAUGUUCCUUAGGUGGCCUUUUAUUAAAUUCCUUCACCAUGUUGAUUCUUAAGAAUACAUGGCCGCCCGGGCUGCUUUUCAUCAUAUGUCUGCAUUGAAAAUCAGUGGCCUGAUUUUGGAAUAUUUUCACAGAAAUGUUUCUUAUGUGACCCUUAUAUCAUUUUUUUUCCUUUAUUGUAUUUAAUGCUACAAGAGUAAUGGCCCUUAUAAUGUUUUCAUAUGCUCGGUUUGGAAACGGGAUGUAUUGUAGAUUCACCUGUGGCUUUUGGCCCUCUAGGUUAAUUUGUGAUUAAUCAGAAUGCAAAUAAGUGGAGCUGCAGUGUAUCUUUUCAGAAUACAAUAUAUUUAUACCAAAAAAUACAUUCCAUUGUCUCUGAUAUUGCAAAUCCUAUUCUUUACCCAAAUUAAUACAUGUCUCUAUCAUGCUUCAAGCAUGCUUAAGUAACUGUAUAGUGUAAGAAUAUAAGUGUGUAAUAACUCUUGAUUUCUUCAUAUUGCUUUUAAUCAUGCAAUUCUGUGCCAUACAUGUACUUUGCAAUAAACAGAAACUUUAACUGAAACUAUG